Pelagomonas calceolata is the source of this 1615-nucleotide messenger RNA. The record is from the annotation of a GenBank genome assembly. NCBI's taxonomy places the organism in Eukaryota, Pelagophyceae, Pelagomonadales, Pelagomonadaceae.
CAUCGUGCGUGCAGCCCGAGGAUCAGCGCCUUCGCGUUGCCGCAUAACUGGGUUACACUGAUAUACGGCUGGCGUCUAGGGCUCAUCAAUAGCACAGCUGGCUCUGCUGCACGCAGCGUCGCUCGUGGUGCCCCUGAGGCCGAAUAACAGCUCUGCAUAGAUCCACACGCUGUAGAGCUGUAAACGCGGAGCCACCCAGAGCGACAACAACACCACAGAAAGAUGUCAAUCAUAGCCACCUUCGCGCGGGCGAACCCCAUGGCCUUUGGUGUUGGUUUUAGCUGCGCGAAGACGUCCGUCUCCGAUUUGGUGGUCCAAGUCUUCGUGGAGCGACGAGAAAAUAUUGAUUGGAAGCGCAACGCGGCCUUCGCGUCGUUUGGAUUCGGGUAUCUAGGUAUCGUGCAGUACUCGUUAUACGUCCCAGUAUUUUCACGGCUCUUCCCGCAAGCGGAGAAAUUUGCCGCCAAGUCCCUGAGGGAAAAGGCCGCCGACUUCAAGGGCCAGGCCGCUCUAGCCGCGCAAGUCUUCCUCGACCAGUGCGUGCACCACCCGUUCAUGUACUUCCCGGCGUUCUACAUGACGAAGGAGGUAGUAUGCCUUGGUAUGGAAGCCUCACCGACAAAGGUCUACGAGAGGUGGUCCGAGAACUUCUGGCCGGACCUGUUUGCGCUCUGGAAGCUCUGGGUGCCGGCGACGGCCAUGAACUUCGCCUUUUCUCCCAUGUGGAUGCGGAUUCCGGUCGUCGCCUCGACGUCGCUGAUCUGGACUUGCAUCCUGUCUUCCAUGCGGGGCGGGUCCGACGAGACCGCGGCGGAAGUGAACGCGGAAGUCUUGCACGAGAAGGACGAGGAGCGGGGCGGGGAAGUGAUGCUUGGUUUUGGAGGUGUCGAUGCGAGAGCGGCCGAGUUGUUUGCCCAGGGCCUGGCUCGUAGGGUUUCGAAUGUUGAUGAUUACUUGGAGAAGUCUCCGGUGGUGCGGUCGUUGACUCGGCGAGUGACGCCCGCCGAGCAGCAGGAACCCAAGCCCGUCCAGACCCAAGGUCUGGCCCACUUAUGCGUGACGGCGUCGGGUAGAGAUCGGGUCGGUCUCGUGACGCAAUUGUCGAAGUGGAUCUACGAUCGGGGCGGUAGCAUAACCGGUAGCAAGAUGCUUCGGAUGAAUGAUGAUUUUACGGUCGUGAUGCACGUUAUAUCCAAGGACAAGACGUCGGCGUCGCAUUUGCGGGCGGACUUGUUGCUGGGCGAGGGCGCGACCAAGGACUUGAGCGGCUUGCACGUGACGGCGCGCGAGAUCAAGCCGAGUUCUCAUCCUGGUAGUAUGCGCGAAGCUCGCGUGCGGUGCACGGGCUACGAUCGACCGGGCAUCGUGUAUCAAGUGACCGAAGUCUUGGCUUCGGCGGGUUUCAACAUUGAUGAGUUGACCACAGAUACUAUAAGAGUAUCUGGGAAAGAUGGCAAAACGAGACCCUUCUUCCUGCUCGAGGGCGUCGUGACGGCGCCCGAGAAGGUACCCAUCCAGGCCUUCGAGAAGAAGCUCGAGGGCCUGCGUUCUUCAUUAGAUGCGAAGAUCACGGUGACGUGGUCCUAGCCGUCUUCGUGUAAUGAUAUAUAUAGUC